Coccidioides posadasii C735 delta SOWgp is the source of this 1554-nucleotide messenger RNA. The record is from RefSeq and is a predicted model, not a curated record. Lineage: Eukaryota; Fungi; Ascomycota; Eurotiomycetes; Onygenales; Onygenaceae.
AUGCCGAAACGGAAAGCUACGUCAAACCUAUCUGGAAUCGUUGACGGGGGGAUCGACGAUGAUGGGUUUUUGAGUGCUGCCGACCAGCACGAUGUUGCUUCUCCGCCGGCGAAGCGCAUGAGGGGUCGGCCCAAGUCAACUGCGACUCAAGCGACGAAGACGAAGACAACUACAAGAAAAGCGCGUUCCACCGUCGUCGUGGGACCGAAGCGACGCGGAGCGAACGGCGCGACGGCAGCAAAGCAGAGAAAAGCAAAUGAAGCGCAGAUAGCCAAUGCAGAAGCUGCGCAUACUUUAGAAGAAGACGAAGAGGCUAGUGAUGACGCACAUCAAUUGUCAGAGGAUGAACUUGACUCUCCGGAAACCACGGCGACAGUGCCUCCAAAGCAGGAAGUCAAGGCAGCGGGACGACGUGGGAGGAGAGAAGAACCGGAGAAGGAAGUUGUGAAGGAUGGUGAAUUUGAAUAUACUCCUACGGGCACACGAGGGAAUAAGCCCGCGCCAAAAUCGAGACGGACGGGAAAGCGGACGGCCCUGGUGGCACGAACCCCUUCCGCAGAACCAGAAACAGAAGAGCAGCCUAUUGGUGAGCACGGCCAAGAGGAGGAUUCGUUUGACAUUGACGAAGCGGCUGUUGCAGAAGCCGAAGAGAGCGAUUCCUCCCUUCCACUUCCAUCUCCGCUGAAAAGAUUCUUAAAGGGAAUUCCAGAACCAGCACCCGCCGCAACGCCCUCCAAGGGACGGAGAACGGGGAGUAAUUUAGAUACAGGAAAUGAAUCCAACGAAGCCAUGUUAAAGCGGAAGCUGACCGAUGUUUCUAAAAAGUUGGAGAGCAUGGAAGCAAGAUACCGCAGUUUAAGACAAGUAGGCAUCGUUGAAGCUAGCGCCAAUGUCGAAAAGCUACGAAAGCAAUGUGAAAGCAUGACUGCAGAUGAACUCGCUACACAAACGGAAUUAGCCCAACAAUCGCAAACCCUCCGAGCUCGACUCUCUGAACGAGAUGAUGAAGUUUCUGAACUCAAAUCCAGGGUUGGGAGCAUGUCCUCUGAUCUGAGUAAGGCUCAAAAUGAAAUCAAAGCCUUACAAGCUAAACUCAUGGCUGCUCGAAAUGCGGCCACGAAUGAAAAGCCGAAGGCUCCUGGCAGCACGGGUAAAGGAGGCCGAGCUACUAUGGCUGCCAAUGCCGAAUCGGCACAAGCACUUCAGAUCGCUCAAUUAAAAGAAGACCUCUAUAGCGAUCUGACAGGUCUGAUCGUCCGUGAUGUAAAGGCAAGGGACGGAGAUUAUUUGUACGACUGCAUCCAAACUGGACUCAAUGGGACUCUACAUUUCAAAUUGGUCGUUGCCGAUGAUUCUGAUAACAAAAUUACGACUGAUCUUGAAGCAGCAGAAUUCCAAUACAUGCCUCUUUUGGACGAUAAUCGUGAUCGAAACCUCUUGGAAAUCUUACCUGAAUAUCUUGCAGUGGACAUUACCUUCUCGAGGCAACAUGCUUCAAAGUUCUACAGUAGGGUUGUGGAUACCCUCACUAAAAGACGGAUAGAUGACAGCUAG